Notothenia coriiceps (black rockcod) is the source of this 835-nucleotide messenger RNA. RefSeq names its product mitogen-activated protein kinase-binding protein 1-like. Gene Ontology annotation, cellular component: cytoplasm. Gene Ontology annotation, biological process: negative regulation of canonical NF-kappaB signal transduction; positive regulation of JNK cascade. The transcript has 6 exons. Gene Ontology annotation, molecular function: protein binding. The coding region runs from base 170 to 835 and encodes 221 amino acids. The record is from RefSeq and is a predicted model, not a curated record. Lineage: Eukaryota; Metazoa; Chordata; Actinopteri; Perciformes; Nototheniidae.
UGUGUGUGUGUGUGUGUGUGUGUGUGUGUGUGUGUUCAGGUGUGUCGUCGUCCUUUUGAAUCCUCGGAAGAACAAACAGCAUUACAUCUUCAACAGUUCCAGGAAGGCGAUCACCACGUUAGCGUUUUCUCCAGAUGGGAAAUAUGUGGUCACAGGAGAGAGCGGCCACAUGCCGGCGGUCCGAGUCUGGGACGCUUCGGAGCGUCUGCAGGUCGCCGAGCUUCAGGAACACAAAUACGGAAUCUCGUGCGUCGCGUUUUCGCCAAACGGAAAAUACAUCGUCAGCGUGGGCUACCAGCACGACAUGAUGGUCAACGUCUGGAACUGGAAGAAAAACGUCGUUGUUGCAGCCAAUAAGGUUUCCAGUAAAGUGACGGCCGUGUCCUUCUCCGACGACAGCUCCUACUUUGUUACGGCCGGUAAUCGACACGUGAAGUUCUGGUACCUGGACCACGCUAAGACCUCCAAGGUGAACGCCACCGUGCCUCUGCUGGGGCGUUCAGGGCUGCUGGGAGAACUCAGGAAUAACUUCUUCAGCGAUGUGGCGUGUGGUCGGGGUAAACAGGCCUCGUCCACUUUCUGCAUCACUUCCUCCGGCCUGCUGUGCGAGUUCAACGACCGGAGACUCCUCGACAAGUGGGUCGAGCUGAGGAGCGUCGACUCUGCGCCCGCGUCUCAGGCCACCUCCCUCUCGGUCACAGACGAGCUGAUCUUCUGUGGUUGUUCUGACGGGACGGUGCGAGCGUUCAGUCCCGUUAAUCUUCACUUCCUGUGCACGCUGCCCCGCCCCCACUGCCUCGGGGCCGACAUCGCCAGCAUGACGGACGCCAGGUAA